Molecule: messenger RNA, 3051 nt
Organism: Funneliformis mosseae
Lineage: Eukaryota; Fungi; Glomeromycota; Glomeromycetes; Glomerales; Glomeraceae
Source: the annotation of a GenBank genome assembly
AUGGUCGUAAUGGACGGGAAAAAAGUCACAGUCACCUAUACUGAUGAAUUCGGUAUUUGGCAACAUCUUGCUGACGAAUUUCGACAACACUUUCCUCUCCGAAAUUUACACUGGAAGUCAGCAAAAGGUCCUUUGCGUAAUAUACAAGUUUUGGGCAUAGAACUAAAACGGUUUAACCCAGAUACAACAGAAAAGUCACACAUGAACCCCGAAACUUUACUCGAAAAACCAUACCUUAAUUUAUAUUUCGUUAAUUGUGAUGAUAAUGAAAAAUAUCGUCAAAUAGUCAAGAAUAAAAUUCGGGAAUGGUUAAACAUUGUGGAUUCUAAACGAAAACAAGAAUGGCUAAUCGUUUAUGUUACCAAACAAGAAACGAUGAGAAAUGCCGCUAGAUAUUUUAUGAAAGGGACCGUUUUUGAUAAGAUCAAAGCAGAUUUUAAUUCAUCAAGACGUGAAAGAUGUGUACAAUUAAGAUUAUCUGAAAAUGAUUCUGAGGAUUAUGAAGCUUGGCAAGAAUUAAUAACUAAAAUAAAAGAAGGGAUCUUGUGUAGUUUUGAUCAGCAUGUGAUAACUUAUGAAGAAGAAAUUAAAAUGUUCGACUCUCAAAGAAGCUUGGUCGGAUGGAAUUAUUGUAGAUCUUUUAUUUUAAAGGAAAGAUUGGCCUUGACCUUUGAAAUUAUGAAUUUAUUUGAGGAAGCUUUAGUUCAAUAUGAUGAACUAGAGGCAUCGUUUUUUCAAGUUUUGAAAGACAGGGCACUUGCUUGGUUUGGUAGCUUUGGUGCUACGGACCCAAAUGACGAUAGUGAUAAUAUCUUGGAUAUUAAAAAGAAACAAUAUAGAGAUCUUAUAAUGCAAAAUACAAUUCCUGAAUUUGAUUUCAGAUGUUAUCUUUUUGCGAGGCAAUGUCAAUUAUUAGGGAGGUUACAUAGACCUGUUGAUAUAUGUCGGAGAGCGCAAUUUUUCAUUUCAACCUUUGGCAGGGCAAUUAAAGAGCAUCAAGCAAAAAUGGGAGAACAUUUUUUAGAAUCAUGGAUCUUUUCAUCCUGUAUGAGUGUUGUUAACGAGUGUGAGGAAUUGGCUCCUCUUACUUCAAUGGAUGAAUCAAGCUCGAUCGCAUUCAACGCUGCUAAGGGGGAAUUAUUAGACUUGGCAAGAAAACAGCUAGAUAAAAUCGGAAUUUAUUACGAACAUUUGCCAGCUUCGCUUCCGUUUACAGCAUCACUGGGUGAUGUAAAUCUUCCAGCUAUAGAUGAAGAGGGUAAAGCUAAAAAAAUUUUCACUAUUACUAAUAAGGAAUUGCAAGAAGCCAUUAAUUCGCAAAAUGAUUUUGAUGUACUUUAUUUAUCGUUAACAAAUAGAGCACUUAGAGCUUAUGAAUGUAGUGCACGUCUUCGAAGUGUAUUGCGGCUACAAGGAGAUGUUGCAGCAUUACAUUUUCAUCGUAAACAAUAUGAUGACGCUGUACAGGUGAUGGAAGAUAUUCCAUGGCGUUAUGGAGAACAAGGAUGGACAAAUUAUUCUUUAUUGACAAGUGACGAAAUCGCUUUUUACGCGGAUGAAGUUAAAAAGCUUUGUGGGACAUUAGAAAAAGGCCAAGAAAUAAAUCGUCAAUUCAAACCAAUAUUUUCUAUAUCGGUAACCUCUAUUGUUGAUGAUGUAGAAGAUGAGGAUGGUCCAUAUCUAGCAGUUGAACUUACCAAUAAUUUGUCAACAUCUUUUACUUUUGAUCAACUUGCGAUUCGGUUGGUUAGCGGACAGAGUGAGGAGAUUUGGUUUGGCGUUUGUAAUGAAGAAAUCAAGCCUGGUUUGAAUACUUAUAAGCUAUAUUCCGAUAAUAGUGCAUCUGGAAAUUAUUAUGUAGAGAAUGUACGAAUGUCCAUAGGCAAAGUAUCUUUCACUCACAAUUUCUUGAACGAGAGCAAAAAGAAAUCAUUUAGGAUUAACGAACACCCAUCAGUAUUAAGAGCACAGAUUAUUGCUCCAAGCGAAAUUCAUAUUGGGGCACAACAAUAUUUUCUUGUUCGAAUCUUUACUGGCCUAUCGUGUGUAAACGAGGGCAAAUUGUUGUUGGAGGCAAUAUCGGAAGAGCUUUCGUUUCCAAAAUCCGAAAAAUAUCCCUCGGUCACCAAAUCCGUUAUCAAUGAGAAAAUAUCAGAAGACAUCGUAUCAGAACAGGAUUUGGAAGUAUCUGAAGAUGGUAAAAUAAGAAUACCUCCUUCUCAAUCAAAUCAAUUAAUAGAAUUUCAGAUUCCAUAUGACGGUAAUUGGGGAUCAGUUGAGCACAAGGUUAGAAUAUCGGUAGAAUACAAAAGUAAAGGAAAAACAAAAGCCUUUACAUCUGUUGAUACAGUAAAAGUUUGGUUGCCUAUUUCGGUUAAUGAACUUAAUAUUUUCAGAGAUGAUUGUCUUUUUUUAAAAAUGGAUAUCACAUUACAAGGGACGGUUCCAGUGAGAAUUUUGAAAACCGAUUUGGUUCCUUCAAAAGUUUAUGAGGUUGCCGACAAUCCAUCCUUAAGUUUACCAUCUUUGAAUUUAUUUGGAAAACAGCAUGCUUCAUACGUGUAUAAAUUGACAAGAUCAAAAGAUUAUGAUCAUGGAGAGCAUGCGAAAUCUGCAAGCACUCAAAUCCAUUUUGUAGUAACAUAUCGGUCGCUUCAAGAUGAGGUUGAGAAGUAUGUGGAGCAUACCUUGAAUACUAUUUUAAAGUCAAAAAAAUUAUUUCAACAUUCUCAGUUCCUUAUUGAGAAUGCCAAGGAACAUCUAUUGAAAUCGGUAGAUUAUGUUUCAUAUGGUAUGACAGAUACUUUGGAUUUAGGUGAAUUAGAUAUUUCACAGUGUGAGAAUCUUUUCAUAACCCAUGGUGUUGCCAAAGACGCACUAGUUGAUGUUGUUAAGGAAUUUUGGGAGAUUCUAAAUACUGUGGAAUUGAUUAUUUCAAAAUCACAUGAUUUGAUCGUUGGGGAGCCAUGCCAUUGUCGUCUAAUAGUUCGACAUUCAUCAUAUUGGAAUUAUACAUCUACGGAUUCUUUGGAAUUUUAUUAUGAUGUUCAU